Messenger RNA from Serendipita indica DSM 11827, 1491 nucleotides. NCBI's taxonomy places the organism in Eukaryota, Fungi, Basidiomycota, Agaricomycetes, Sebacinales, Serendipitaceae. The record is from the annotation of a GenBank genome assembly.
AUGCAGCGAAUAUUACGCGCUACCAAACUCUUCGUCCCAACCGCACGAAGUAUGACCAGCAAAGCCAGCAUCGACGCCGUCGUAGUUCCAGUCCUCUCAAACGGAGACAUAUCUCCACUUCCUCCUUCUCUCGCUGGCUCGGUCAGCGCUGCUGCCAUUUGGGCUUCGACAAAUGCAAAGGCGUCGAAGGCCCAGGAGACACGGGUGAUCCUCCAGGAGAAUGCACCAACACUCUCAUUGGUCGCACUGGGGAAAGACUCCAACAACGAAAACGCAAAACGCGAGGCAGCUCGACGGGCUGUGGCUACAGGACUCAAGGCUGCCCGGGAUGCGGGUGCUCGUAGUAUCGGCAUCGUAACAGACAAGAUCUCAGAGCAUGAUGCUGCGGUGUCGUCCAAUCUCGCCUUGUUCAACUUUUCCCUGCAGACAAAAGAAAAGGAUCCGCUGAUGGAACUCCCGGCCAACAUGCUCACCCCGACCGCUUUUUGUGAGCGCAUAGUCAAGGAAUUCCAAGGCCUGAACAAUGUUGAGAUUCACGUACGCGACAAGGCCUGGGCGGAAGAAAAGGGAAUGCGCGUAUUCCUAUCUGUUGCACAGGGAACAGCGCAACCCCCCAAGUUCCUCGAAAUGCAAGUAGCAGCGCCCCUGUUUGCCCAUUUCCUGACGGAUUACAGUCACUACAAAGGAGCCAAGGAUCCACAAGCGCGGCCACUCGGCCUUGUUGGCAAGGGGAUCACUUUUGACAGUGGAGGAAUCUCGCUGAAGCCCGGUGCCGGAAUGAAGCUGAUGAGGGGCGAUAUGGGCGGAGCUGCAACCACAGUCUCUGCUCUCCUCACCAUUGCGAAACUGGGCCUUCCUAUCAAUGUCGUGCUUGCCACGCCUUUGACCGAGAACAUGCCAGGAGGAAGGGCAACAAAGCCUGGUGAUGUAUUUACUGCGAUGAAUGGAAAGACUGUCGAAGUCGAUAAUACGGACGCUGAGGGUCGCUUGGUACUUGCAGAUGCACUCACAUACAUUUCGAGAGAGUACAAACCUCACACACUCAUUGAUGUGGCCACGCUAACAGGGCAAGUACCUCUCCUUUCGUGCGAAAUCUUUACGGGUGUAUUCAGUACAUCGGAUGCACUCUGGGACAAUCUACAUGCUGCGGGAGAGGCCGAGUUUGACCGCGUCUGGAGAAUGCCUCUUGAUGAAGAGUUUGGUCCCCAAAUAUAUAAUGGAAUGGCGGAUUUGAUCAACACAGGUGGAAGGCCUGGCGGAUCGUGCACUGCGGCUUUGUUCCUCAAGGCUUUCGUCGAUGGGAUCGAAGGCAAAGACGGCCAGGAACCUACAGUUGCUUGGGCACACAUGGAUAUUGCCGGGACGAUGGAGAGCACAAGAGUCACGCCUUAUCAAGGAAAGGGGAUGACUGGGCGCGGUGUUAGGGCUCUCGUGGAGUUUGCCCGUCGUCUUUCAGCUCGGGAUUUGAAUGAUCCUUAUGAGCAACUCUGA